Tauraco erythrolophus (red-crested turaco) is the source of this 579-nucleotide messenger RNA. Lineage: Eukaryota; Metazoa; Chordata; Aves; Musophagiformes; Musophagidae. The record is from RefSeq and is a predicted model, not a curated record.
AUGCCGGAAGCGCUGCUGGAAGGAGUUCUGCGGGAGCCGUCGGCGCCGGGGAAGGACCGUCCGUACCCCUGCGGCGAAUGCGGCAAGAGCUUCGGGCGGUUGACCCACCUGAAGACCCACCAGCGAACGCACACCGGGGUGAAGCCCUACGCCUGUGGCGCCUGCGGCAAGAGCUUCGGCCACCUCUCCACCCUCACCACCCACCAGCGGCUGCACACGGGCGAGCGGCCCUACGGCUGCGGCGCCUGCGGCAAGACCUUCACCAACCCCUCGGACCUCAACAAGCACCAGCGGUCGCACACGGGCGAGCGGCCCUACCCCUGCGCCGCCUGCGGCAAGCGCUUCAGCCAGCAGUCCAACCUCACCAUGCACCAGCGCUCCCACACCCAGGAGCGGCCCUACCCCUGCGGCGCCUGCGGCAAGAGCUUCAAGUACCUGGCGGACCUGACGGUCCACGAGCGGUCGCACACCGGCGAGAGGCCCUUCCCGUGUCCCCACUGCGGGAAGAGCUUCAGCAACAAGUCCUCCCUCGCCCGGCACACGCGCAUCCACGCCCGGGCGGCCGCCAGGGACAAGUGA